AUCUUCAUCUAUGAUUUGACGAAGCUUUAUUUAAGAAAAAGUCUUGAUUUUUCGCUAUAUAAUUGGUAACGCAAGUUGCGUUAUUCAGCUCGUUCAAGUAUACCUGUUUGUAAGAGAGAAGAAGCGAGUUAAGAAUGGAGAGUACUUUGAAGGAAAUGAGGGACGGGGCUUCAGUCCUGGACUUGGACCCCGAAUCCACCUGUGGCGGCGGCGUCGAGGACGUGUACGGCGAGGAUCGUGCUACCGAGGACCAGCUCGUCACCCCCUGGACCUUCUCCGUUGCCAGUGGAUAUUCUUUGUUGAGGGAUCCCCAGUACAACAAAGGACUUGCAUUUACUCAAAAUGAAAGAGACUCCCAUUACUUGCGAGGGCUUCUUCCUCCGGCUGUUGCGAAUCAAGACCUUCAGGAGAAGAAGUUGAUGAACAAUAUCAGACAAUAUCAAGUUCCGCUACAAAAAUAUAUGGCCAUGAUGGACCUUCAGGAGAGGAAUCAAAGGCUGUUCUACAAACUUCUAGUUGACAAUGUUGAGGAGUUGCUCCCAGUUGUUUACACUCCAACUGUUGGUGAGGCUUGUCAAAAAUAUGGGAGCAUCUUCAGGCGCCCUCAGGGUCUUUACAUAAGUUUGAAUGAGAAGGGAAAGAUUCUAGAGGUGCUGAAAAAUUGGCCAGAAAGGAGUAUUCAAGUUAUUGUUGUGACUGAUGGUGAGCGAAUUUUAGGACUUGGGGACCUUGGUUGUCAGGGUAUGGGGAUUCCUGUAGGAAAAUUGGCUUUGUACACGGCACUAGGAGGGCUUCGUCCUUCAUCUUGUUUGCCUGUAACAAUUGAUGUGGGGACGAACAAUGAGGAGUUGUUGAAGAAUGAAUUCUACAUUGGUCUUAAACAAAGGAGAGCAACUGGGAAGGAAUAUUCUGACCUUUUGCAUGAGUUCAUGACUGCUGUCAAGCAAAACUAUGGGGAAAAAGUUCUUGUACAGUUCGAAGAUUUUGCAAACCACAAUGCUUUUGAUCUGCUAGCGAAAUAUGGAACCACUCAUCUUGUCUUCAACGACGAUAUACAGGGCACAGCUUCUGUCGUUCUUGCUGGAGUUGUGGCUGCUUUAAAUUUGAUUGGAGGCUCUUUGAAUGAGCACAAGUUUUUGUUCCUUGGUGCUGGGGAAGCCGGAACUGGUAUAGCAGAGCUUAUAGCUCUUGAGGUUUCAAAGCGGACAAAGGUUCCUGUGGAAGAGACACGAAAGAAGAUCUGGCUAGUGGAUUCAAAGGGAUUGAUUGUUAGCUCUCGCAAAGAGUCACUUCAGCACUUCAAGCAGCCUUGGGCUCAUGAACAUGAACCUGUCAAGGAUCUCCUAAGUGCUGUCAAGGCAAUUAAACCAACAGUUCUCAUUGGAUCAUCUGGGGUUGGAAGAACAUUUACAAAGGAAGUGAUCGAAGCUGUGUCCUCCUUCAAUGAGAAACCACUCAUUCUGGCUUUGUCUAAUCCAACCUCACAGUCUGAAUGCACAGCAGAAGAAGCUUACACUUGGAGUCAGGGCGGUGCAAUUUUCGCUAGUGGAAGUCCAUUUGAUCCUGUUGAGUACAAUGGGAAAGUCUACGUUUCUGGACAGGCCAACAAUGCUUACAUCUUCCCUGGAUUCGGCCUUGGUUUGGUAAUCUCCGGAGCUAUCCGUGUACAUGAUGACAUGCUUCUGGCAGCCUCUGAAGCCUUGGCAGGACAAGUCUCAAAGGAGAAUUAUGAAAAGGGACUGAUCUACCCACCAUUUACUAACAUCAGAAAAAUUUCUGCCAACAUUGCUGCUAGUGUUGCUGCCAAGGCAUAUGAACUUGGAUUGGCUACCCGUCUCCCUCGUCCGGCGGAUCUUGUCAAGUAUGCUGAGAGUUGUAUGUAUACUCCUAACUAUCGCAACUACCGGUGAACAGUCAGACUCACUUUGAUCUGGCGCGUUGGAGCCUUGUUUUAAACUUCACAAUAAGAGCUAUAUCAUGGUAGUGUGUUCUUUGUUUCCAUCAGCUUUAACGAAUAAACAUCUGAAUAACAAGUUUGAAAGUGUACCUUUGUUCAGUGAGAGGAUGGUUUUUGUACAUGAACUCUACUAUGUGUAAUGGCUUAAAUUUAAUAAAAUGUCUUCAGCUUCUUUCCUAA
Messenger RNA from Humulus lupulus (European hop), 2137 nucleotides. RefSeq names its product NADP-dependent malic enzyme. The record is from RefSeq and is a predicted model, not a curated record. Gene Ontology annotation, biological process: pyruvate metabolic process; malate metabolic process. Gene Ontology annotation, cellular component: chloroplast. Gene Ontology annotation, molecular function: malate dehydrogenase (decarboxylating) (NAD+) activity; malate dehydrogenase (decarboxylating) (NADP+) activity; NAD binding. The transcript has 19 exons. NCBI's taxonomy places the organism in Eukaryota, Viridiplantae, Streptophyta, Magnoliopsida, Rosales, Cannabaceae. Bases 135 to 1910 code for a protein of 591 amino acids.